This is a messenger RNA of Neurospora tetraspora, 2551 nucleotides long. Its product is annotated as pH-response transcription factor pacC/RIM101. Lineage: Eukaryota; Fungi; Ascomycota; Sordariomycetes; Sordariales; Sordariaceae. Bases 308 to 2185 code for a protein of 625 amino acids. The record is from RefSeq and is a predicted model, not a curated record. Gene Ontology annotation, cellular component: nucleus. Gene Ontology annotation, biological process: positive regulation of transcription by RNA polymerase II. The transcript is spliced from 3 exons.
CUUGGUGGGGUCUCGUCCUGAACACCUCCCAAGUCCCAGUCCCUCGUCUGGCUGUCACUGUCAGCAUCUCGACUCGGACGGCUGUCACUAUCACGCGCCGGCCGACAGUAACUUGUCCAACGUCGCCCAACCGCACCCGGACCGACCACUGAAAACGGUCAAACCUACUCGGUGAAAUCGGACCCCGGGAUAACCUGAUCUCCGUUUCGCCCAUUCAAGUCAGAGUACUCGGUACCUGAUUUGUGUGUACCUCGGUAUACCCGACACUUGGCACUUAUACACCCCAUCCGGUCACACAGUAGCAACCAUGUCGUCCACACCGGCCCAGGAAAACGGCACCGCCAACGGCGCCAACACGGCCCCGGCCCCGGCCCAAACAACGCCCAUUCCGGCUCCUGCUACCGCUGCCACUCCCACCACUGCCCCUGCCGCUCCCGCCAACGGAACUGCUGCCAAUGCCAUGAAGCCUGAGGCUUCAUCCAACUCAUCCAACUCUGCAUCCAACCGCACCACUCCCGCUCCCUCUACUACUCCCACCACCACCAGCAACUCCUCAGCCCCUGCUGCUGCUCAAGAUGAAAGUCUUGUCUGCCGAUGGGCUGAGUGCAAUGAGCGCUUCACUAGCGCCGAGGUGCUCUACGAACACAUUUGCGAGAAGCAUGUUGGUCGCAAGAGCACCAACAACCUUAACCUCACAUGCCAGUGGAACUCGUGCCGCACCACCACGGUGAAGCGCGACCACAUCACUUCGCAUGUCCGUGUUCACGUUCCCCUGAAGCCGCACAAGUGCGAUUUCUGCGGCAAGUGCUUCAAGCGCCCUCAGGAUCUCAAGAAGCAUGUCAAGACCCAUGCCGACGACUCGGUUCUGGUGGGUAGGUCUCCCCAGGACCAGAACGGUGGCAUGAAUGGUGCUUAUAGAGCUCAGGCUCCAGUUCACAAGGCUCCCUCCGGUUUCUAUGAUCACAAUGGCCAUAUGCGCGGUACUAACCAAGCCCCUUUUGGCCAGCCCCACCAGAAUGGUCAGGCUAGUUACUACCACGCACAGUACCCAGCAUCGCAGCCCUACCACGCCCCCAUGUACUACCCAGCCCAGCCCAUGGGCGGCCAGCGUAACGACUUCACCGGCCACCAGGCUGCUCCUUUCGAUGCCCGGAAGCGUCAGUUCGAUGACCUGAAUGACUUCUUUGGCAGUGUCAAGCGCCGUCAAAUCAACCCGACCUCCUAUGAGUCGGUUGGCCGCGCUCUAAUGCCUCUCCAUGCUCCCUUGGGGCUUCACUCUGGAGGUCUGGCGACUGAGUACAUGGCCCAGCCUCCCCACACUCUCGGCAUGGCCAGCGCCCAUCAUCCGCUCACUCAGCACUACUACCUCCCGCCCAUGCCCAACCUUCGCACCAAGGAGGACCUCCAGCAAAUGGACCACUUCCUCGAGCAAAUGCAAGCGACUGUCUAUGAGAACACCGCUGUCGAGAUGCGCCAUCACUCGCCCACAUAUGCGACUCGCCCGACCAUCGACCCGUACCCCGGCGCGUCCCUCGCCUCCCCUCUUAGCGCCACCUCUCCUCACUCGGCCGGCACCCCUGCGGUUACGCCCACUCCUAGCAACAUGUCGUACACCUCGGGUCACUCACCAAGUACCUCUUCCACCAGCCUGUCUCCCACCACGCGCCACAGCUCCACCCCCUCGGUCUCCUACCCGACUCUGCCCAGCCGGCCAGGGCUCCCCUACCCCUCGACCUCGGGUCUCGGAUCCAACUUCACCCACAACGAGCGCCGUCUUUCGGGCGGCGUCCUGCAGAGCGCGCGUCGCGCCGCCGAUGAGGCCGACCGUGCGCCCACCCCCAAGGCCAGCGAGCAGGCCACGGUCAGCUCGCCAUCGGAGGAUUCGGAGACGGGCGAUGUGAACGGACCCGAGACCUACGACGACUGGCUGCAGCACAUGCGCGUCAUCGAGUACCUCCGCCAGGGUAUCCGCGCCCGUCUGGAGAGGCAGGAGUUUGAUGAGGACGACACUAGCAGGAUCGACCCCAUGGUGCUCGAGUCGUCGGAUCGGAACCAGCAGCAGCGGAACCAGCAACAGCAGCAACAGCAGCAACAGCAGCAACAGAAGAGCCCGAAUCUGCCGACUGCGGCGGGUCCUUCGGCACCGGAGAAGCCUCUUUAUCCUGUUCUUCCUCGCAUUAACUAAGGUCCCUAUGUAAGGAAGGCACAAGAGAUUUUGGCGUUAAAGGCUGAUAGGCGUGAUGGUUGGGACAGUGGUUGGAACUGAACCGUGUUUGUUUUCUUUUCUUGUGUGUGUGGGGAGUUAAAUGAUUAAUUGUGCCAGGCUAUUGUUUCUUUCUCGGAUGCGUGGUUGCGUGUGCGCUGUCAGUAUUGAUCGAAGGAAGGAAGGGAAGGAAGGAAGGAAGGUCUUGUCUGACAUAUCAGAACAAGAAGGGAAAAAAAAGAAGUUUGUUUGCUGGCUUUUGUUUUGUAAAUAUAGUACACUAUUGCUACUUGCUGCCUACUGUGUGCGCAACCUUUUUCAAAGAUACCUCUUCUCCUCUUUCUACCC